Molecule: messenger RNA, 1966 nt
Organism: Durio zibethinus
Lineage: Eukaryota; Viridiplantae; Streptophyta; Magnoliopsida; Malvales; Malvaceae
Biological process (GO): biosynthetic process
Source: RefSeq, a predicted model, not a curated record
UUCGUAUGAUUCGAGUCAAUGGAAUCAGAAACUCUUUUGACUCGUCGACUCGUAGUUCAGUUGAAACAGUGGUAUACUAAUACGGCUGCAGACAACAUCGUAUAUGGUCUGUACCGAGUUCGUUAAAGUGCCACGCAAAUCUAACUCAAACCAAUUGAACUGCUUACCGUCCAACUAAAAUCCCAGAACUGGACUGAACCCUACCUCACUUAACUUAGAUUUCCCUGAUUUGUUACCACCAGAAACAAAGCAGUUAAGCCCUUUUUUUGAGGAGAAGAUCUAGGGUUUUUGGAAAUGGAGAGUUCAGAGGAGAAGGUGGUUGCUGUGAUCAUGGUUGGUGGACCCACCAAAGGGACUAGAUUUAGGCCUCUAUCAUUCAAUACUCCAAAACCUCUGUUCCCUUUAGCAGGACAGCCUAUGGUUCAGCACCCAAUUUCUGCUUGUAAACGGAUACCCAAUUUGGUUCAAAUUUUUCUAAUUGGAUUUCAUGAAGAGAGAGACUUUGCAUUAUAUGUCUCUUCAAUCUCUAAUGAGUUGAAAAUGCCAGUGAGGUACUUGAAAGAGGAUAAACCCCAUGGUUCAGCUGGUGGCCUUUAUUACUUCAGAAAUAUUAUCAUGGAAGAUAACCCGUCGCAUAUCUUCCUGCUAAAUUGUGAUGUUUGUUGCAGUUUUCCAUUGACAGACAUGCUUGAGGCUCACAAAAGAUACGGUGGGAUGGGAACAGUGUUAGUAAUCAAGGUUUCUGCUGAAUCAGCUAACCAGUUUGGCGAGUUGGUUGCUGAUCCGAUCACCAAAGAGCUACUGCAUUACACUGAAAAACCUGAGACUUUUGUAAGCGAUUUAAUUAACUGUGGAGUUUACAUCUUUACCCCUCAUAUCUUAACUGCCAUUCAGGAAGUCUCCAUGCACCGGGAAGGCCAAGGUCAUAUUGCAGCUAAUAUACGCCAUUUGUCAAGCUUUGAAACCCUGCAGUCUCCAACAAGUAGGGCCCUUCCCCUAGAUUUUGUUAGAUUAGAUCAAGAUAUUUUGUCCCCUUUUGCUGGAAAGAAGCAGUUGUAUACAUACGAGACUAUGGACUUCUGGGAACAGAUCAAGACGCCAGGGAUGGCUUUAAAAUGUUCUGGUCUUUAUCUUGCCCAAUUCCGCUUUACCUCAUCCCAUCUAUUGGCUGGUGGAGAUGGAACUAAAAGUGCUUCAAUUGUUGGUGAUGUUUUUGUGCAUCCCUCAGCCAAAGUACAUCCAACUGCAAAGAUUGGUCCCAACGUCUCUAUUUCAGCAAAUGUUCGUGUAGGAGCUGGCGUAAGGCUUAUAAGUUGUAUCAUCUUGGAUGAUGUUGAAGUUCAGGAAAAUGCAGUUGUUAUUAAUUCGAUUGUUGGAUGGAAGUCAUCAAUAGGGAAGUGGUCUCGUGUCCAGGCUGAUGGAGACUACAAUGCAAAGCUUGGAAUUACCAUCCUUGGAGAGGCUGUAAUUGUAGAAGAUGAAGUUGUUGUGAUCAAUAGUAUUGUUCUUCCGAAUAAGACCCUUAACUUGAGUGUGCAGGAUGAGAUCAUUUUAUGACAGUGAGGCUUCUUCUCACAGCCAUCCUGAUCAUUUUACUUCCAGUUGGAGCAUAAUUGAGGCAGAAGUACAACUGUGGAAUAGAUUUACCACCAAAACCUUUUGAUUUAAGAUAACAGUUAUAAUUAUCAAUUUGAAGUUUAGAAAUUUUCGAAGUCGAAGAGAUAAUUCUUUUGGUUGCUUUUGAUCCUUACUGGUUGCUGCUCUUCUGUAUGCUUCUAGUUUGGUUCUGUUGCAAUAUGUAGUUGCUGUUUCCUUGGCUGAAUAGGAUGGCAAUUGCAUCCAAAUGAAAUAAAAUAGAACUUAGACAAACUCAAUCUUUCCGGGGAAAAUGCUCCAACUGAUUGUGUUAUCUAUUUGGAUACAAAACAUUCCUUGAAGAACAAAUAAAAAAUAGCAUAUUAUAUCA